Phymastichus coffea is the source of this 1205-nucleotide messenger RNA. Its product is annotated as ras-related and estrogen-regulated growth inhibitor. Gene Ontology annotation, molecular function: GTPase activity; GTP binding. The coding region runs from base 410 to 1060 and encodes 216 amino acids. The transcript is spliced from 6 exons. The record is from RefSeq and is a predicted model, not a curated record. Lineage: Eukaryota; Metazoa; Arthropoda; Insecta; Hymenoptera; Eulophidae.
CACGCGCCGCAUGCAAGAGAGAAGAAGCAGACCAAGAAGACGCAGACAGUCGGGUUCGGGCCAAGAAACGCGGUGGACCAUGCGGUUUAACUCCAGUUCUCCUCUUGGCUACACGUGACACGAAAGCCUCGCUGUGGCUUCCAUGAACUUCUAUCGAAGAAGCACUUUCAAUUACUUUACUAUAGCUUCAACGAGCUGAUAUUCAAGCUUUCAUUUACAAAUGUGAAGUUUUCAGUGUGGCGAAGCUCUUUUUAUCAGUUUUUAUGUUUGUUUUGUUGUUGUUUGAAAAAGUGCCGUAGUAUGAAGAUAAAGUUGCAUCCGUAAAAUUUUAACAUUUACUGAACUUGCACAUUUUUUUUCACUAAAGUGAAGUUUGUUCUUUUUAGAUUGGUGGCUCGAUGCCCCGAUCAUGACGUCCAAUGCGAUCAGGGGCAUACGCAGAAAAAAGAGCUCACUUAGCGACGUUAAGGUAGCUGUGAUUGGCGCGCCAGGAGUUGGCAAAAGUGCCUUAACAGUGAGAUUUUUAACCAGAAGAUAUAUCGGCGAAUAUGAUCACCAAUCAGAAACCAAGUACAAACAUGAAGUUCUUGUCGAUGGAGAGCCUAUACUUUUUGAAAUUUUAGACACUUGUCCUAAGAGAGAGGAUGAGCUUCCAUCUUCGGAAACGUUACAGUGGGCUGAUGGAUUGUUGCUUGUAUAUUCAAUAACUGACCGUAGCUCUUUCAACUUCGUACGGAAAGCUAAAGAAGCACUAGCAGUUGCCGAUCCAGAAGCUGCUAUGCCUCUUGCGCUUGUUGGCAAUAAAGCUGACAUGAUUCACCUAAGACAAGUUAGCACAGAGGAAGGAGAAAUUUUAGCUAAAGACUUUGAGUGCUGGUUCAGUGAAGUCAGUGCUGCUGAACAGGUAACUCAAGUUGCGGAAUCCUUCCAUGAAUUAUGCAGAGAAGUUCUUUCAGCUAGAAGGAGAAAUAAACAAUCAUUACUCGACAGAAUGCUUGGUGGCAAAUCUACCAAAGUUUAUUCCAGGGGAAAAAGCGAUUCCGCAUUGCCAAAAGAUUGAUGCCUUUUUUUUUAAUGAAACAAGUAUUCUAGCAAUAUCAAUGGAAUUAGAUAAAUGUUAAGGAUCCUCACAUGAAAUGUCUAUUUUUUGUACUUCCAGAAAAAUGAUUGAGCUAAUAAAAGCUUUUCAGGUUUAUUGAAAUUUA